AUGAAACUUGCCGAGGCAUUACGAAUAAGGAAAGAUUACCUAUCUAGGUUGAAGCAGUUGGAAUCUCGUAUUAAUGACAAUUGCUCAGUUCAGGAGGGCGAUAAACCAGCCGAAAAUCCCAAUGAGUUGGUUGAUGAAUAUAUCAAGUUAUCGGCUGAUUUAUCCAAUUUAGUAUGUAAUAUUAAUUUGUCAAAUACACAAAUUAAAUUUUUAUUUGGGAAUCAUGAAGAGCCAAAAUCUAUGACUCAAGCUUUGGCGGAAAGGGAUCAAUAUAUAAGAAAUAUUGAAGUAAUUAGAAACACUGCAAGACGAGGGGUUAUCAAGAGGGAUAUGUACUCAAGGAGUGAAAUUAAAUUUGUAUCCACUGUUAAAGUAAAAGAUUAUCAACACAUGGUUGAUAAGCUAGCUCAGCAGUUGAGGAUUUUGGAUACUAAGAUACAAGAGCAGAACUGGUUAUCUGAUUUAGUAACUGAAAUAGUUUGA
Messenger RNA from Debaryomyces hansenii CBS767, 483 nucleotides. RefSeq names its product DIP1984 family protein. NCBI's taxonomy places the organism in Eukaryota, Fungi, Ascomycota, Pichiomycetes, Serinales, Debaryomycetaceae. The transcript has a single exon. The record is from RefSeq and is a predicted model, not a curated record. Bases 1 to 483 code for a protein of 160 amino acids.